Messenger RNA from Nicrophorus vespilloides, 1061 nucleotides. Its product is annotated as protein MAK16 homolog. Gene Ontology annotation, cellular component: preribosome, large subunit precursor; nucleolus. Bases 97 to 1005 code for a protein of 302 amino acids. NCBI's taxonomy places the organism in Eukaryota, Metazoa, Arthropoda, Insecta, Coleoptera, Silphidae. The transcript is spliced from 5 exons. Gene Ontology annotation, biological process: maturation of 5.8S rRNA; maturation of LSU-rRNA. The record is from RefSeq and is a predicted model, not a curated record.
UCCACAACUAGGCAACACGUGCGGUUUCUAAAACAGUUGAAAAUAUUGCAGGUUAUUUUCAUGUUUGGUAUUCAGUAAAUAAGAUAAACUUGCAGAAUGCAGCACGACGACGUCGUUUGGAGCGUCAUUAACGGCACAUUUUGCUCACACAAAGUGAGCACGAAAACGCAAAAGUUCUGCCGCAAUGAAUUCAAUUUAACUGGUCUGUGUACAAGGAGUUCCUGCCCGUUGGCAAACAGCCAAUAUGCAACUGUGCGAGAGGAAAGCGGCAUUGUUUACUUGUAUAUGAAAACAGCUGAACGGGCACAUUUCCCCAACAAGUGCUGGGAAAAGGUCAAGCUUUCGAAGAACUUUGAGAAGGCCAUCCAUCAGAUCAACGAGAAUCUUCUGUAUUGGCCCGGAUUCAUCAAACAGAAAUGCAAGCAGAGGUUUGUCAGGAUCACACAGUAUCUCAUUCGUAUGCGCAGAUUGAGGCUGAAGAGACAGAAGUUGCUCGUGCCGUUGCAGACGAAGAUCGAGAGGAGAGAGACGAGAAGGGAACACAAGGCUCUCAUUGCUGCUAGGAUAGAGAAGGGUGUUGAGAAGACUUUGUUGGAUAGGCUCAAGAAGGGAGUCUACCAAGAUUUAUACAAUAUACCUCAGUCUAUGUUCGAUGAAGCUUUGAUGGAAGGCGAAGUUGAAGACAAUGAGAGUGGAGAGGAGGAAAUCGAGUCCGAAGUUGAGCAGGAAAUGGAGGGUGAUGCCUUUGUUGAAGGCACUGACUCAGAGUUUGAGAUUGAAUCAGAGGACAGCGACAGCGGUAAAAAGGAGACCGUUAUUGGUGAUAUUGAAUCUUCGGACGAUUCUGAUAUUGAAGAUGUUACUGUGCCUUCUCAGUCGAAAGCUAAAUUCAAAUCGAAAACGAUGCCGAAAGGUGGACCCGCUGGUAAGAAAGGCAAGAAACAACGGGUGGAGAUCGAGUACGAAAUGGAAACGGAGCCCGCAUCUAGAGUUAGUUCAUAUUAAAUUAAUUAUUGUUCUUGUAUUUUUUAUUCGAUAUAAUAAAAUAAUUUUACUUUUAA